UUGUAUUUCUGCGAUAAACCCUCAGACAAGAUUUUAUCUUUCAACAGUUUGAUUUUACACACCGAAUCAAGCAUGUUAUUAAAAAUUGCGAACAGAUAUCCUUCGGUUUUGAAAUGGUGCAAUAGCAAAUUUUCCACAUCCACAGUUAGUUCAAAACUGAAAUGGGCACCUUUGCGAUGUGCACACAGUGGAUCGGUAAAUUAUAUCAGUAAAAUGACAGCUCCAAUUGUGACAGUAGAGGAGGGUCAAGUUAAAGGAAAAGUUGCUGAAAAUUAUCAAGGGGGCAAGUUUUACAGUUUUUUGGGGAUACCGUAUGCUAAACCACCAGUUGGAGACCUGAGAUUUAAGGCACCAGUCCCAGCAGAGCCUUGGAAUGGAGUCCUUGACGCAACACAAGAAGGACCCGAAUGUCCCUCCAAACACAUGUUUUUUGCUUACCAAAUCGGGUCGGAAGAAAACUGCUUGAAUUUAAAUGUGUACACCCGAAACGUUGAAAAUAAAAAUGGCUCUCUUAAGCCCGUCAUGGUUUGGGUUCACGGCGGUGCCUUUUUGUACGGCUCAAACAAAAGCGAAUUUUUCGGCCCCGAAUAUUUAAUGACUGAAGACAUUGUCCUGGUUGCCAUUAACUAUCGUUUAGGAGCCUUUGGGUUUCUCAGUUUGGAAGAUCCGUCUUUGGGAGUUCCAGGAAAUGCAGGAAUGAAAGAUAUGAUCCUCGCCCUCAAGUGGGUUCAAAGAAACAUCAAAAAUUUUGGUGGGGAUCCCAAUAAUGUCACUAUUUUUGGGGAAAGUGCAGGCUCUGCCUCAGUUCACUUCUUGUAUCUGUCACCAAUGUCGAAAGGGUUGUUUCACAAAGCGAUUUGUCAAAGUGGAAGUGCUUUGAAUUGUUGGGCUCAAGGUACCAGCAAUGGGAGAGUUUUGGCCAACGCUUUGGGGUACAAAGAAACAGACGAAAAGAAGAUUUUAGAAUACUUAAAAACACUUCCUCCACACCGACUUAUCAGAGCACAACACAAACCCCUAGAUAAUUUUACGGCACAUCUCACACGGCCUUUUUGUCCAGUUGUGGAAAAACCAUCAAAUGAGCCUGCUUUUCUCUCUCAGCAACCCAUUGACAUUAUCAAAGCUGGUACUUUUAACCAUGUACCAUUAAUAAUGGGUUAUGCUUCAAAGGAAGGUAUAUUUUUCGAAGCGGUCCGGAAACUACAACCAGGCGCCAAAAUUACAACAGAUUUUGAAACCGAAAUUCACUACGACUUGAAACUGGAAAAAGGAUCAGAAAAAUCGAAAGAAGUGGCUAACAAAAUCCAAAAGUUUUAUUUCGGUGAGGAAACUCCUUCCGAGAAAACCAUAGACAAUAUGUAUUUGCUUAAAACUGACACUCAGUUUGUUCACGGAAUCCACAGAAGUAUUUACCACCAAAAACAACACAGCACAGAGCCGAUUUAUUUAUAUCGAAUGUCCCUCGACACAUCUCUAAAUUAUUACAAAACGAUCUGCACAGCCAAAGCCUUACCUGUUCUUUUCCUUUUUUACUUCCUCUCGUACAAAUCCGGUGAAGGCAUAAAGAAGAAUUUCUUCAUGAAAAUUGCAAACUCCUUACCGAAUAAUCGACCAACGGGUGUGUGUCACGCUGACGAUCUCGGUUACCUAUUUCCGUCAUUUUUAAGUCCGAAAUUGCAACCAGAUAGUAUAGAAGAACUAUCAGUCCGAAGAUUCGUCAAAUUAUGGACAAAUUUCGCAAAGACUGGAAACCCAACGCCUGAAAACGAUCAGUUGUUGAUGAAUGUUCAGUGGAGUCCAGUGACCAAAGAAGAAAAUCACUUCAUAGAUAUAGGGAAAGAACUGAAGACUGGAACUAAUCCUGAUUUUGAACGCAUGCAGUUCUGGGAUACGAUCUACUCCAGUUGAUUUUAUAGUAUUUAACUAAAGUUUAUUAUACCUAAGAAAAAGUUUUUUAAUAAAUUAAGUGCACCUUUUUUAA
Tribolium madens (black flour beetle) is the source of this 1981-nucleotide messenger RNA. Its product is annotated as juvenile hormone esterase-like. The transcript is spliced from 7 exons. Bases 73 to 1908 code for a protein of 611 amino acids. Lineage: Eukaryota; Metazoa; Arthropoda; Insecta; Coleoptera; Tenebrionidae. The record is from RefSeq and is a predicted model, not a curated record.